AUGAUGAGAACACGCUACUUUGCUUACUUUUUCCUGUUAGCUCGUCUUCUGCCUCUAAUGUUCGGAGGUCUAACACAUGCUGCCCUCAACGAAAAUCCAUCGUUGAUGAGUAAAUAUUCUCCUGUCACCUUCAAGGUUGGAAGCAGCUUGAAUACCACAAGUCUCUCAUUCCAUCCAGAUUUGACCCUUGUACAAAGGCGAUCAAUUACGACCAUUACCAUCUCCUCCACAUCUACAGACACAACUGACUGCGGUUGCACUGAAAGCACGACCUGGCUAAGCACAGCUACCGUGUCACCUUCCACACUCCCAAGCACUACGACUGCCGAAUCUACUGGUUCUGAGAACCCAACCAUCACAACGUCUACGACUCCAGUAGCUCCGGCUACGUCCACUGUCUGGAGGAAUUCGACGGAAACUUCCACACGGCUCUCCACCUCAGUGGUUGGUUCUACUAUCACAUCGACAGAGUGGGAGACUAGAACAGUUAACACGACAACCACGGAGACUGCGACCUACUUGAGUACUGUCUCUCUUACGAAGGCCAUGACGCUUACAGCGCCUGUUACAGAGACACUUUCGAAAACGGCUACCAACACAGUAACUGACUCUAUCACCACAACUAUUCCAGCUGACGGGGACGGCCGUUUUACAGAUGAGCCCUUGCCUAAAAAUACCCCUACUGCACCAGAUACGACAUCGGGUAACACAGAUGCAGGCCUUGUUUGGGAGACUACACUAGAAGUUACAUCGACUGUGUUGCCCUCGUUGGGCUUGCCGGCCACAGCCACCACCGGUAUUGAUCCCUCUGGAUUUGAGAAUAACUAUGUUAGACAGGGCUAA
This is a messenger RNA of Aspergillus tanneri, 843 nucleotides long. RefSeq lists its product as uncharacterized. The transcript is spliced from 2 exons. The record is from RefSeq and is a predicted model, not a curated record. The coding region runs from base 1 to 843 and encodes 280 amino acids. NCBI's taxonomy places the organism in Eukaryota, Fungi, Ascomycota, Eurotiomycetes, Eurotiales, Aspergillaceae.